Messenger RNA from Ilex paraguariensis (yerba mate), 930 nucleotides. The record is from the annotation of a GenBank genome assembly. Lineage: Eukaryota; Viridiplantae; Streptophyta; Magnoliopsida; Aquifoliales; Aquifoliaceae.
UACUACUAUUGUGAUAAUAUCGAGUAAUUACUAUUUUAUAUAAUUAUUUACAAAAUAGAAUGUUUAUUAUAAUUAGAUGAUUAUGCUAUGCCAACGUGAGAGGUGUAACCUUUUCUCCCAAACCACACUGCAACAGAUUGGCCCCUUGAUUGGGGAUCAUAGGAGGCGAUUGAAUCUCCCAACCGCCACAUCAUAUCUGAAACCUCGUAACCGCCAACCACGUCAUGACCAUGUUUUCUGAAGAUGACCAAAAAAAUUUAACAGCCACAAACCAUUUAUAAGAAAAAUGUAACUGCAACUGCAUAGAAGAGUUCAAAGAUGACAAAAAGAUACGCAAUUUUGCAGAAGAAACUGCAAGAACUUGAAUACGAACUCGUUCAAGUGUUCGCUCUUCCAGCAGAAACACCGUGCCACCAACUUCUCUCCGAAGGUAUAGAGCAAAGGUUUCUGUUUCUGACCAAUCUUUUAUCAGCAGAGAUUGCUUCAAACCCAUCAAAGCCUCACCACUUACACCACAUUGCCCAGAGACUCACUGAACUCGAGACCGCAUUUCGCGACUGGGACGAUUACAGAAUUUCAGUGGUUAAUAAUUUCGAGACUGGUUCGAUAUGUUCAUGCACUCAAUCAUGUCUCAAUGAUGACGGAGAGGUUUUGGGUGAUCUAGGUUCUCCGGUUUACGAUGUCCCGGAAACUUUUUAUGAAGCGGUGGUGGAAGAAGAGGUGGCGGAGGAGACGGUGAAGGUUGAGAAAGAGGAAGGGAGAGUUUGGGUUUGGGGGUAUUGUGGGGUGAUGGCUAGUGGAGUGGUGCUUGGAGCAGUUUCUAUGGCGUUUGUGAUGGUAAGGUUUUCAGGUUGUUUUGUUUACAUGGCAAGUGAAGGCUUUCUUAUUCCUACCUAGUGGAAGGAAGUGGUUAAUAAUGCUUUGUGUUUG